UUUAGCUUGUGGUUCUUCAUAUUAAACAACGUUAAAGCAUUGCUACCAUCUUGCUGCAAGCAUCUUCAAGAAUGCAUGAUUUUUCUCAUAUUUCAUGUUAUAUCUCUCAUCGGGAGUAUUAAGAUGGCUGGGCGUGCUAAUUACUGUUUACUUCAAACUGAAUUUAUGCGUCGCUCUAAUUCAAAACCGAGUCAAAAUGAAAAGCACAAGGUUACUCUUUAUGCGAACCGUGAUAAGCUGAGAAGUGUCUGGAAGCAAGAAUUUGAUAAUCAAUAUGAGUUUUAUCUUGCGGCUCUGAGAGCUGAGCAAGAUGUUUCUUAUUUGAUACAAGAGCACAAUGACUUAUUGAAAAAACUGGAACACGCAGAGUCCUUAAAUAUUGAACUGAGAAAAGAAAUACGUGUUCUAGGUCUUGAACUUUACAUGAUGUAUCAGCGGGAUGCCCAUAAUUCUAAUGUCAUUGAUAAUCUGCACUUGGUUGAUCACUGUGCAAUGGAAACAAAUCUGUUAAAAUCAGAAGUGCAAUUCAUGACAAAUGUAAUAGUGCAAGAAAGCUGUAAUCAGGAGCACAUGAAAGCCAUGCUGUCAGAUCAAUUACCACUUUUGAGAAGUAAAAUUGAAGAGGGUGCAGGAAUUAUGUGUAUACUGAAG
Stegodyphus dumicola is the source of this 651-nucleotide messenger RNA. RefSeq lists its product as uncharacterized. The record is from RefSeq and is a predicted model, not a curated record. NCBI's taxonomy places the organism in Eukaryota, Metazoa, Arthropoda, Arachnida, Araneae, Eresidae.